Somion occarium is the source of this 261-nucleotide messenger RNA. The record is from the annotation of a GenBank genome assembly. Lineage: Eukaryota; Fungi; Basidiomycota; Agaricomycetes; Polyporales; Cerrenaceae.
AUGCUUGCUCGUAUUACUUUGAACUCUGCGCGUCGUAUUCCUCGAGUUGUGCCCUCGGCGCAACGAUUCUACGUGAUGGAGGGUACUUUCCAAAAGAAGGAGAGGGCGCACGAAGAACAAUAUGCUUGGGAGCACGAGAAAGAGCAGCUUACGAAACUGAAAAAACAGAUUGAGGAGAAGAAGGCUGAGUUGGCGAGAUUGGAGGCUGAGCACGCUAAGCAAGAGGCUAAGGCCAAUUCCAAGGCCAACCAGAAGGCGUAA